Messenger RNA from Caenorhabditis sp. 36 PRJEB53466, 627 nucleotides. NCBI's taxonomy places the organism in Eukaryota, Metazoa, Nematoda, Chromadorea, Rhabditida, Rhabditidae. The record is from the annotation of a GenBank genome assembly.
AUGCCGCGUGCUCAGACAGAGAAUCAAAAUACGGAAGAUUCGGAGGAGAAGAUACUGAUUACGAAGAUCGAGAAAAUGAAAAAGGAGGUGGCGAAGGCGAAGCGCAAACUUGCGAAAAGUGAGAAGGCGAACGAGUAUCUGGAGGAUUUGCUCAGCGCGAACAGAAAGAAGGAGAGGGAGGCAAAGUGGAGCCGACUUCUGGAGAAGACGUUCGUCCGGAACAUGGAUUUUUCACACGAAGUCGAUAAAGAGUCCUGUGAAACCGCGGUUGAUUCGUCCAUAAAAGACUAUUUGAAUGCCCUCGAUGCAGAAAGAAGCGAACUGAUAAAGUUGCAAAACGCUCAGAAGACGACCUACGAUGGCAAAAGAGCCCUAGUGGAAGCGAGACGUCGUGCCAGAGAACAACUUCCGGCUCAACGCAACGUUCCACACUGCAGCCGCUGCGAAACCGAGUUCGACGAGUCUGCGGAGAGGACUCCACGUCUUCUGAAAUGCGGUCAUUCUCUGUGUCAGCAGUGCGUCACCGCGAUUCUCAAGAGAGGAGGAGUCAUUUGUCCGGCCGACAAAGAACGGACCAAAGUGAAGGCGGCGGGUCUUCUCAAGAACUUCGCCGUGUUCGAAAUCUAA